Messenger RNA from Nerophis lumbriciformis (worm pipefish), 819 nucleotides. The record is from RefSeq and is a predicted model, not a curated record. Lineage: Eukaryota; Metazoa; Chordata; Actinopteri; Syngnathiformes; Syngnathidae.
GGCCGCUGCACCUGGGUGAACCUGGCGGUGAAAAACGAAGACGAGUCCAACGAGGACGACGGCGACGAGAUAGAAGAGGAUCCCGACGAGCCCGAGCCGGAGGUGGGACCCCCUCUGCUCACGCCCCUCUCGCAGGACGCAGAAAUAUUCGAGACCCCUCCGUGGAGCCCCAGCCUGUCCUCCUCGCUCACCCCCCAGCACGCCAUCGCUGUGAUGCGCUCCAACUGCUGGCCCGGGGCGUGUGCGUACGCUCACGGAAAGAAGUUUGAGAACAUUUAUGUCGGCUGGGGGCUGAAGUACCCAGGGGACGGCUACAGCCCGCUUCUCCCGCCGCCACCCCAGAACGAGUACCCCAGUGCGCCCGAGAUCACCGAGGACGUGGACCCCACGGUGGAGGAGGAGCAGGCGCUGCAGGACGCUUUGGACGAGAAGCAGGCCGCCGAGGAGGCGGAGGAGGGCGACUCGGAUGAGGAACAGGACGAGGAGGAUGAUUGAGGUUAAUCAUUGAACAUGGAUAAUGUGAAGGUGGCGUACUAAUGUUUGGCCAUUGUUGUAGGAGAGGACUGUCAGCAUAUUGUUGGAAGAAAAUCAAACCAAAAAAACCAGUAAAAAUGUCAGAAAAAUGAUCAAAAAUACAUAAUGUAAUGAGAAAAGGCAGAAAUGUUGAUUUUUUUAAAUUUUUUAUUGAACAAUGUACAUACAAACAGGGCCGGCCCGUGGCAUAGGCCGUAUAGGCAAAUGCUAAGGGCGCCGUCCAUCAGGGGGCGCCACGCCAGUGCCACAAAUGUUGGAGAAAAAAAAGAAAGAAAAAAAAAGUUG